GUCUCUGGUUCUCUUCCCUGCGGUUACUUGUUUUUUCACCAAAUAACCGCCCAUUACAAGGGCCACAAGCCUUUUGAUUCCGCACGAUUUUAGUUGGAACUGUUCCUCAGCAACUGCAGAAAGAAAGAUUGCAAUUUGCAAUAUCGUACGAUUUCUCCUCCGUCGAAAGGCGGGUGUUCCAUUUAAUGGAUACUUCAAAUGGGUAUUCCGCGAAUUACCAUCACUAUUCGGCCUCCUUUGCUGCUUCACACCGAGAUGUCACUUACAGUUGUGGUGCUUGUGGAUAUGAUCUAAACCUGAACUCAUCCAGUCGGAAUACAGAAACAAUUGGUUCCAAAUAUGGUAAAUCCAUGAAGAAAGGGAUCAUUUCCUUUUUCUCCAUUGACGAGAGCAGGUUUAAUCAGGUUGAUGAGUUCAGAUGUAUUCCAUACUUCAUCUCCAAGCAUUGUUGGGGUUUAUUUCGUCAUAAGACAAAACUUCUGUGCCGGAAAUGUGGAAAUUAUAUUGGAAAUAGUUGUGUUGACAAAAACGCUGCAUCUUACCAUCCUAUAACAACUGGGACAGGCUCACCCACUUCUGUCGAAACCUCCAGUAAGAGAAAAUAUGAUAUCAAAAUUCGCUCGGUGCAACCUUCUUCAGCCGGUUUCGGUACCCCUCUUGUGCUAUGAUAAUUGUCUAAAGUUGAUUUUUUUUAUCUUCAUGUUUUAUGAUCAAUGCAAGGGUUCACUAGAUAUAUGUUUACAUACUGCAAAUUGAUGAUUAAACUAGUGCUUCAUAUGGUGAAAAGGUCAUACCAGAAGUCACUGCAAUGCUAAGUUGUUUUUCCUUAAAAUGAAGCAGUGGGCAACAGAUUUGACUGAUGUAAAUUGCUCUCUUUUUUUCAUUUUUUUUUAUUGGUAAGUCUCUUGCAUUGAUUA
Andrographis paniculata is the source of this 917-nucleotide messenger RNA. RefSeq lists its product as uncharacterized. The record is from RefSeq and is a predicted model, not a curated record. Bases 186 to 668 code for a protein of 160 amino acids. The transcript is spliced from 3 exons. NCBI's taxonomy places the organism in Eukaryota, Viridiplantae, Streptophyta, Magnoliopsida, Lamiales, Acanthaceae.